Molecule: messenger RNA, 349 nt
Organism: Symbiodinium sp. CCMP2456
Lineage: Eukaryota; Dinophyceae; Suessiales; Symbiodiniaceae
Source: the annotation of a GenBank genome assembly
GCGAUGGACUCGGCGAUGCUCGGAUCGUCUGGGGCCCUGGCGAGCUCUGGGGCUGCAUCCGGGCUGGAGCACUCUCCGACGGAGAUGCCCGUGCCGACUGACGUGCCGUCCCCGACGACACCCUGCGAGGAUGAAGGUGAGACGAUCACCGCGCCCUUGACGGCCGAGGUCCACACCAGAACCCUUACGGCUGUGGCCCGUCCGGCACGGGAGGUCGUUUUGUCAUCUCCGGCCGACUUGCCGGUCCCGACAGCGAGGCCUUCACCGACCUCAAUGAGCUCCGCACGUGACGACGAGGAGGCUAUGCUCGUACCUCUGCCGUUUGCCACUGCGGCGCAUGCGCCGCCAG